AUGGCAUCGUCAGAAAAAGAGCAUCCUGCUCUUGGCCUCCUCACCCGCGCCCACGAUCCCUCCAUCAGCUCCCAGAUCUUCCGCGAAAAGGUCCAAAAUCGUCCUCUUCUCCUCCGACCAUCCUCCCCCGACCCUCGCGAAGAUGCCCGUAGCAAGCGCCAAAAAGCCCGUCUUGAAAAGGCAAAAGCCAACCGUAAAUCGAAAAAGCCUCGUCCUUUGACCGCAAAACAAAAGAGAGAGCUGGGUGUCUAUGAUAUUCCGAAAGAGCAGCAAAAGUACGACAUCUAUGUGCCUAUCUGGAAGCUGUGGUGUGCAUAUAUGCGCGAGAUACUGGGGAUGGAGAAGUCGCGAUAUGUGAAUGCUGCUGGUGUUGGGCCUUUGCUUGCUAGUGCGGAUUACCACGGUGCUAUGGUUGAUGUCGUCAGAUGUCGCUGUGUGGGAAGAGUUGGGAUCAGAGGAAUUGUCGUCAAAGAUACAAAGUUUACUCUGGAGAUCAUCACUCUUAAGAAUGAGCUCAAGACUGUUCCUAAGGAAUAUACCGUCUUCAGAUUCGAAGUCCCCUUUGUCGAGGAAGAUAACGACGGCGACAGCCAGAUGACUGAACCGCAGAAGCCUUUCAUCUUCGAACUCCAUGGAUCGCAAUUCCAGAACAGAGCUGCCGAUCGUGCAGCCAGAAAGUUCAAGCAACAUAUCGAUCCCGACCUGUGA
Molecule: messenger RNA, 708 nt
Organism: Aureobasidium pullulans EXF-150
Lineage: Eukaryota; Fungi; Ascomycota; Dothideomycetes; Dothideales; Saccotheciaceae
Product: RNase P/MRP, p29 subunit
Exons: 2
Coding region: 1-708 (235 amino acids)
Biological process (GO): rRNA processing; tRNA 5'-leader removal
Cellular component (GO): ribonuclease MRP complex; ribonuclease P complex
Molecular function (GO): ribonuclease P RNA binding
Source: RefSeq, a predicted model, not a curated record